UUUUCUCAAAAAACAAUAACAUCAUUGAGAUCACUUUCCACGUCCUUGAUAGCUAAUCUGCCAAAAUACUUAAGUACUCUUAAAUUAAAAUACAUGCGUCAGCAGGUUUAAGAUUUCUUAAUUGCAGUACUCUUUAAAAGCCCGCUACGAAGCCCUUUGCACAAAAUAAUUAACCUUUCUCCUCUCCUUCAUUUUACAUCACAAUCCUCAUUCAAAGAAUAUCCUAAAUAUGAAUUCAACACAAAUUCCCCCAGAUGAAGAUGAAGAAGAUAUGUUACUAGCCAUGCAACUAAUCGGUCUUCGAAUCGUCCCUUACGCUAUAAAAACUGCAAUAGAACUGGAUUUAUUGGAGAUUAUUGCCAAGGCCGGACCUUUGGGAACUCAUCUCUCACCCUUGGAUUUAGCUUCCAAAGUCGCUGCAAGAAAUCCUGAUGCUCCAAUGAUGAUUGAUCGAUUACUACGUCUUCUUUCUGCUUAUUCGGUAUGUACUUGUAAAUUGGUGAAUGACAAAGAAGGAAAAGAAUUUAGAAUUUACGGACUGGGAAAAGCCGGAAGGAAACUUAUUAAGGAUGAAGAUAGAUUUUCUUUGGCGUCUACUCUGCGUUUUACCAACCCCAAAUUUGAAGGCGAUAUGUGCUCUCAACUCACGGCGUCAAUACUGGAGGGUGGAGCACGGGCGUACGAGAGAGUAUAUGGGGAUUUGAUCUUUAAGGAUAUGGAGAAGAAUGAAAAUAUACGAGCUGAGUUUAACGAGGCAAUGCUUAACCACACAUCAAUAGUAAUGAAGAAGAUACUAAAGACUUACAACGGGUUCAAUAGUCUUAGUGGUGGAGUUUUGGUAGAUGUUGGAGGUGGCUUAGGUGCAAAUCUUGCUUUAAUUCUCUCCAGGCUCCCAAAACUUAAAGGUGUUAACUUUGACUUGCCACAUGUCGUUUCAGAAGCUCCCAAAAUCAAAGGUGUAGAACACGUUGGUGGUGACAUGUUUGAUGCAAUUCCACGGGGUCAAGCCAUAUUCAUGAAGUGGAUACUUCACGAUUGGAACGAUGACCAAUGUGUGGCGAUAUUAAAAAACUGUAAGAAAGCAUUACCAAAAAAUGGCAAAGUCAUUAUAAUUGAAUAUAUAAUGCCGCGAGAAAUAUAUGAAACCGAUCUAGCAACCAAAAAUUCACUGUUCUACGACGUGGGAAUAAUGUGUGCAACACAGGGAGGCAAAGAGAGAACCAAAGAAGAAUUCGAAGUUUUGGCUAUGAAAGCAGGUUUUAACCUCCCAAAUAUCAUUUACGGCGCUUACUCUUUUUGGAUCCUUGAAUUAUAUGCAGAUUGAAAUGGAAUUUCUAUUUGAAAGAUACUCUUCGUUUUUCAAGCUAUUUAAAAGAAAAAAAAAAUGUGGUUGUACGUGGUCGGGUUUGUGUUCCUUGAAUAUUUAUAUAUAUUUGAAUAUGAUUAUUAAGUUGCUGUCAAAUUUUCUAUUUUUCCUUAAAGUUGCUGUCAAACUGACUAUUUUAGUAGAAAAAAAAAUCCAUGGUCUCAUAUUCUCAUUAAUCAAAA
Molecule: messenger RNA, 1548 nt
Organism: Brassica napus (rape)
Lineage: Eukaryota; Viridiplantae; Streptophyta; Magnoliopsida; Brassicales; Brassicaceae
Product: caffeic acid 3-O-methyltransferase-like
Exons: 4
Coding region: 230-1324 (364 amino acids)
Biological process (GO): methylation
Molecular function (GO): O-methyltransferase activity; S-adenosylmethionine-dependent methyltransferase activity; protein dimerization activity
Source: RefSeq, a predicted model, not a curated record